AUGGCGCCUAGCCCCAUGCCGGUGCGUCUUGAUCUGGGCUCAGGUGAGCAUUCGUUGCGCUCAGAAAAGGGCAUCCAUCUCAGUGACCUGGCGUGGCACACUGUGGAUCUCACCCACACCCGCCAUAAUAUCACUAUGACUGUGGACCAGAACUCCCACACCGGCCUACAAAUACAGGGACCAGAUCUGGAGCUCGGUGUGGAGGAUGGACUCCUUGUUGGCGGGACAGCUGGAUUAAAUCAUCUCUAUCUUCACAACAUCUCCUCUGGGUUUAGAGGUUGCAUGGACGAAGUCGUCUUCAAUCAACAUGACUUACUGUCCAGUCUCAGGCCACAUUCUGGGUACAAGACCGUCCAUGAGGUAUCUCUGGGCUGUAGUCCACAGUUUUCUGCAACAGAAGAAGAUUCUGUCAGUUUUUUCAGCUCAGAAGCGUUCAUGUCACUCCCACCGUGGGAUGUGCUUCAAGAGGGAGUGUUUGAAUGUGAACUACAUCCUGCUGCAAAAGAAGAAGAAGACGGCAUUGUCCUUUAUAGCUCUGACAAUCAGGGAGGGUUUGUUGCCAUUGAGAUCGUACGUGGUCAUCUGGUAGCUUCGGUAGGAGGUGGAGAGGGGAGUAAAACCGAGCUGCAUUCUUUAACAAAUGUAAACAGCAACCACACCUGGUACACCAUCCAGCUUCACUUGUUGCCUCACAGUGUUCAGCUGAAGGUAGGCAAAGAGCUGGUGAAGGCCAGUCUGAGCCCAGAGAUUCAGGUCCUCCAGCUUACGGGGCCUCUCUUCGUAGGAGGGCUGGAUGAAGCAGCUCGGGGACAAGCAAGGCGAGCUGGAUUGAUUUCUGUUCCAUCUGGAGGAGAAGGAGGAGGCUCCUUUAAAGGCUGCCUCAGUGAAAUCAGGGUGAACACUCAAAAAACAGGCCUACCUCAUGCCACAGUCACCAAGGAUGUCACUGUGGGCUGUAGGACAGGGCAGGCUCCACAGAGAGCAAGUCUCACCAGCCCAACAGAUCUUCCUGGGGUUGAUAUCACAACUGCACAGACUAACGCGAAGAGGAGCCCUAACUUCCUGAUGCUGAGGAAACUAGAAGUAUCUGAGGGAGGCCGGGCACCUCUUGAACCAAAACACAUAAAGGUGAAUUUGGACUUCCGUAAACUGGGCAUUCAUCCAUCCCAGUUUAUGUUCCGCGUUGAGGAACAGCCUGUUCAUGGCCAGCUCCGGUUGGACCUGAGUCCAGACCCCGACAGGACUUUGGACGAGGGCCAGGAGAGGACCAUCACGAUAGGAAUUGAGGAGAAGGACCGGACGUUCAGUAUGCUGGACCUCUGGCAGGGCAGGGUGAUGUACGUUCACAGCGGCUCAGAGGACCAGAGUGACUUCUUCACAUUUUCAGUCUUCUCCAGCAAUAAGAAGGAGCUUCCUGUGUUUCUCAAGGGCAACCGUCUGCACCAGUUCGAAAUUAGCAUCAGUGCUGUGAACGAUGCCCCUGUGCUCAGCCUGCCAGAGGGAAACUAUUUUACUCUACUCGAGAAGUCCAGACGACAGCUGACUACAGAUGUGUUGAGAGCGCUAGACCCUGACAGCAGUCCUGAGGAGCUUGUUUUCAGCUCCCUGGGAAACCUCAACACUGAGGCUGGAUACCUUGAGCAUCAGGAUUACCCUGGCAGGCCCAUCAACUUGUUCUCCCUAAACGAUCUAGAGGAGGGUAAGAUCAGCUUUAUCCACACAGGGGUCUCAACUUCUAGGCUGGCUCUUAGGGUUAGUGACGGGCAGAAGGUAAGCAACACAGUAGUUUUGAGGAUAAUAACCGUGCCACUCGAAGAUAAACUGGUGAACAAUACCGGACUGGAGGUGAACCAAGGCGAAGCUUCAGUCAUCACCACCAAUCACCUUGCAGUACAAGUUAAUGUGGCUGACCCCACAGUAGAAAUCUGGUAUAAUGUUACAGAGUUCCCACAAUAUGGCGAGCUCCAGAGGUUACACUCAAGCGGCGAAUGGAAGCCAGCGACCUCUUUCUCCCAGAAACUUCUGGAAAAAGAACGGAUUCGAUACCUCAGCACCUACCGUGGCUUACAGAUGCAGAAUAACAUCACAGACCACUUUAAAUUUAAAGUCAGUAUCGGUUCCCUGGCUAAACAAGAGGCUGUUUUCCCCAUCGCGGUACGAUGGAUUCACUUCAAGAUCACACGGAGUAAGAUGGAGCUCAAUGGCGUUCAGGCUGCUGUUCUCACUCCCGAGGACCUCCAUGUGAUUUCUAAGGGUGUUAAGCUCAGUGAGAGUGACCUCCAUUUCAGGAUGGUAACGGUACCCAAGAAAGGUCAGCUUCUCCUCAACAACAAGGCCCUACAAAGGAACUCAACCUUCAGCCAGAGGAACAUCAGUGAUGGUUUGGUAAGGUACGAGCUAAUCAACCGGCAACAUGACGACACGAGAGACACGUUCAGCUUCCAGGUGUUUUCAGCUCACUCCAACUCAACAACUUACGACUUCAGAAUCAACAUCAAAGCCGAGUCGACCACCGUCACUAUGAUAAGCAAAGGUCUCUCAGUCAUGGAAGGAGGGAGUAAAGUAAUCACCAGAGAUAUUCUGUUCACUCACACAGCGAGUAACCGGGAGGUCCUCUACAACAUUAUAGAGAGCCCCAGGCAUGGGCACAUAAGGCGGAUCAACCUCUCCAACUCAACUUCAAUUAACGACAACAUUAUGGCGUUCACGAAUCAGGAUAUAACUGAGGAAAGGAUCAUGUACGUUCACGACGACAGCGAAACUAAGCAGGAUUCUUUCACAUUUCAGAUAGUGGUUUACAAAGCUCACAAACACACGAACAAGAAAGAGGACGGAAAUGGAGAACAGCACACCUUUAACAUCUCAGUGCAGCUCGUCAAUGAUCAGAGGCCCGUCAGGGUUGUGGAUAAAGUUUUCCACGUUGCACGGGAGGGCCAGAGAUUGGUGACGCUGAGUGACCUGCGUUAUCGUGAUGAUGACUCAGAUUUCGAGGACAGCUGGUUGGUGUACACACGGAGGGGGAUCCCCAUGGGAGAGUUGGUGCUGGCCAGUGAUCCUAGCCACAAGUUGUAUGAGUUCACACAGCGAGACCUCGAACAGAAAAAGGUGCUGUUUGUCCACAAAGGAGUGAGUUUUGGGCGUUUUGUGCUUUUCGUAUCUGAUGGGAAGCAUUAUGUUUCAACGCUGUUGGAGGUGAUGGCGCAGGAUCCUUACCUGCAGGUGGAGAACAACACAGGCAUCAUGGUCGAGCAGGGUGGGAUCACGACCCUGACCUCUGCUAACCUCAGUGUCUUCAGCAACCUUGACAUCAGAGACCCACACGAAGUGACGUUUGAGGUCUUCAUCCCACCUAAACAUGGCGUGAUCUGCUUUAUUGACAGAGAGAGUGGGAUUAUAACAGACGCAGAUGCAAUUUCAAUAUUCACCCAGCGAGACUUGAUAGCAGGGCGCCUGGUAUAUCGCCAUGAUGGCAGUCACAAGUUGUCGGAUAGCUUUAAUGUGACAGCAAGAGCUAGAGAACGGAGCACAGAGAGGCAGGUGGAAAGAGGGAAGAGGGAGGUAUAUCUAGACUUUGGAGUUUCGGUAAAGAUUUACCUGGAGAGUCAUCAGAGGCCACCAACAGUCAGAAACAACCGGCCAGUGGUGGUGGAAGAGGGACAGAAUAUCUCUAUAAGCAGGGACAACUUAGAGGUGGUCCAUGAAGACAGUCAGCCCUCAGAGAUAGUUUUUACUGUGCACAGUCUUCCCACAGUUGGCAUCAUUCAGAGGUUGUCCACUGACAACAAGCAUCAACGCAUGAAUGGAGGACAGCACUAUAAAGGUAUCAAAAAGCAGUCAACACCCACAUUCACCCAGGAGGACUUGAACCAGGGCUUGGUCAUCUAUCAACAGCAGACCACAGGAAGCACCAAUGAUUCUGUUCUGUUGGAAGCAACCAAUGGGGUGACAAAGGUUGGACCUAUCAGGCUGGAGAUUGAUAUCAUCCCAAUCCUGCUUCCUCUGCAGGUGUCCGACUUGACUCUAGAUGAGGGGUCUUCUAUGCCGCUGACCUCUGACAUCAUUAAAGUCGCCAGCCAUCACUUCUCUGGGAUGAACUUCCUGUAUCAGGUCAUCAAUCCACCACGACAUGGACAUUUGGAGCACAGCCGCAUUCCAGGGAUGCCUAUCACAGCUUUCACACACACUGAGGUGGAACGGGAGUACAUUUCCUACAUCCACGACGGCAGUGACACCCUGAGAGACAACUUCACCAUUGUGGCAAACCAGACGGAAACCAGGAAACACAGCCUGCCGUGCGCCGUUCACAUCAACAUCACACCUGUCAAUGAUGAGACCCCAGUGAUUACAACCAACCACGGACUGAAGGUGUGGGUGGGUUCUGUUACAGAGAUAACCACAGGCGAUCUCAGUGCGGAGGACACUGACACUCCACCUGAGGGGCUGGAGUUCAUAGUGACACCACCCAGUAAUGGCCACUUGGCUUUGAAGAGCGCCCCCUCCAGACACAUUCUGAACUUCACUCAAAGUCACAUAGAAAGCAAGCAGCUGGUGUUUGUGCACAAUGGGGCGCCAUCAGGUGGCUUUCAUUUCCAAGUGAAUGACGGCCUCAACUUUGCUCCUCGUCAGAUCUUUAGCACAACUGCUCAUUCUCUGAUCCUCACCCUGCAGAGAAACCACCCGAUGGAAGUCUACCCAGGCUCUGUGACACCAAUCUCAGACAAGGAGCUUCAGGCGGUUACUAACAUUGCUGACGGCAACAUCAGGAGGAACCAGUCCGUGGUCUUUGCAGUGACCUCUCCUCCUAAACUCGGCCGCCUGGUCCGACGUAUGCCGGACAACUCCACAAGAAAUGUUUCCACCUUUACACAGAGCAUGUUGGAUGAUGGCGUUAUCCUGUAUGAUCAGAACAAGCCAGAGUCAGUGGGAUGGUCAGCUGCAGACACUUUUUCUUUCACGGCGUCUUUGCCUCCUGCUUCUCUUCCUCCACACACCUUCACCAUCUUGAUCUCCUACCAAGCCAAUGAACAUCAUGACAGCUCUCAGCACAAGACCAGACUAAUAAACAAUGCAGGUGCUGUGGUGGCUGAAGGAGGCAGGGUGACAAUAGACAGGUCCAAGCUUGAUGCCUCUAAUCUCCUGGGAAAAAUCCCAGAGUCUCAUCGGAAAGACCACCACAUCAUGUAUCGUGUGAUUUCUUUGCCUCGCUAUGGGAUUUUGUCUAUUCGAGGACACAAUCUCACCAGGAACCAACCAGAUUUUUCACAAGUCACCCUGAACAAGUUUGGCAUCACAUACUUCCACGAUGACUCUGAGACCACAAGUGACAGCUUCACUUUUCGGGCCUGGGUGGCACCUUUGGAUCUCCCCUCUUCUUCCUCCUCAUCAUCCUUGUCGGCUUUUUCCUCUGACUCCUCCUCUUCUUCCAGCUCCUUUUCCUCUCUGUACUCUGCGUCAUCAUCUCCCUUUUCAUCACUAGACACAGUUUCUCAUCAUCACGUUAAAGACACCACAGGGGUGACAGAGAUGUUCAACAUCACAGUAACACCAGUCAAUGACCAGCCACCACUGAUCAGAAGCAGGGCUCCCAGUAUGAAGGUGGUAGUGGGGGAGAGAGUCGUACUUGGACCCAGCAGUCUUCAGGUGGAGGACCAUGAUACUCCUCCAGAGGAGCUGCACUACCUCGUGAUAAGUAAGCCCAACAAUGGCUACCUGACGCUGGGGGAAAGACCGGAGCCGGUGACCUCAUUCACCCAGUACGACGUCAACCACGGCCGGCUGCAUUUUAUACAGCAGGGCGACCCCUCAACAGGAGUUUUCUACUUCAACGUAACAGACGGCCAUCACCGUCCGCUCUACAAGCUGUUUAGUUUGGAGGUUAUUAAGCCCUCGGUGUCCAUUGUGAACAACACUGGCCUGUCGUUGAUUCAAGGCCGGACCGCGGUGGUCCUGACAACCAAUCAGCUUGCAGCUCAAACCAAUGGUCAGAGCCGGGCCACUGUCUCCUACACUGUCACCACACCCCCUCGCCACGGACGCAUCGCUAUUAACGACCAGGAGGUCACCACAUUCCGCCACGAGGACCUCCAGUUUGGACGCGUCGUCUAUCACAUGACUGAUCUCAGCGAGUCCGAGGACACCUUUCAAAUGUCAGUGUCAGCCUCGUCACCUGGCAUUAAUUAUGGAAAUGUAACAGCAACGGUGAAAGUGACCGUGCGGCCUCUGAUCUACCUGAGAGAGCCAGUUCGAGUCCCCAGUGGUAUCGCUGUGAAACUGGGAAAAGCCAUGAUUGAUGCCUCAGAGCUGGCGAGAAUCAGCCGAGCCAACCCGGUCUUUGAGGUUCUCUCUCCACCAAAACAUGGAAAACUAGUCAAGAUAACAUAUGAUCCUAACAGAGCGUCAGAGGUCCUGAAGUCAUUCACAUUCAGAGAUGUGGUGCAAGGCCGAGUUGCCAUCGAGGAGAAUCUUAGUGACAGCGACAACCAGCUCCACAAUAAUGAAUCCACGCUCACAACAGCUCAAGUCCACGCUCCCGCCACGCCUCUUAAUGACUCUUUCAGCUUCCUGGUGAGGUCUGGAAACGUCCAGCCAGCAAAGGGCGAGCUUCACUUCACCAUCUUACCUCAUCACCAGAUGCGCCACGGUCCUGGUGGUUUCAAUAAAAUAGACAAGAUAGGUCGCGAACACACAACAGCCCGUCUACCAGCACACAACAGGACAACUGCCGGAAGAGCAGGACGGGAAGGUGGACGAGGAGGCUCUACAGCACACGGUGAGGUCACUGUGGGUUUGCACCCCCACAUUUUGUCACACAAGCACCACAACAGGACACACCACAAGUUGAGGCCUCAUAACCGACUGGGGAACCACACACGGAAUGGUAGUCCUGGAGGGAGGUCAAAGAGCAGCGUAGAGGGAGCAGGAGGAGGUCACAGCCAUGCCCCCCAGCCCCACACUCCUUCCAUCCCAGAGAAACACGGUCCGGGGAACCCUCCCGACACCCAGCUGAUUCAUGUCGAGGUUCUGCCUCGUCCUGCGUCGGACCCCCUCCUCAUUAUCCUUCCGCUGCUAGCUUGUUUGCUUCUCAUUAUAAUACUCAUAGUUUUGAUCCUGGUGUUCCGCCAUCGCAAGGAAAAACAAGCUCGGCUUCGACUUGUCCAGGCACUCGCUGCAGUGCCGGUUCCCAAUGAGGACAGCCCGUAUCUGGGCAGGCCAGAGCGGAGUGUGGCUAUGCCCUCAGUUAUGGUCACCCCACUCGGCUCUGCAAGCUGCCCAACUUCUCCCAGGGUGCCCACAAGUCCCCGGAGGAGUCUAGCCCCUGGAAUGACCUUCUGGGGGCCAUUUGAGGCUGAUUUAGCUGGUGGUGAUAGGAAUAUUAGAGGCUGUAACAGUAAUGAAAGAGAUAAUAAAACUUCUAGCAAUCCACUUCCACGUACUACAGGAUUCAGGACCUCUGUGAGAUCUAGGUCCCCGACUCCAACUCUAAAAGAGGGCCAGUACUGGGUUUGAGGGUAGUAAUGCUGAAAAAACUGUGCCUUAGAGGUGUGUUUGUAGUGUGUGUGUGUGUAUAUAUAAGAUAUGUGUCUGCUUUCCAGGGAACACCAAUGGUCACCUAAGGCACAUCCAACAUGUUCUUUUUGGAAAGACGACAGUAAAAUGUGCAAUGGCCAUCACAUUUAAGUUACGUUGCUAAUAAAUAUGACUUUGUUCCAUUAAUACUGUCUUGAAAUACCCAUAAUCCGCGAGGUGUUACCCACUUUUAGCAUUUGUUUCUAAGAUGUGAAAUACUCUUCUGAGUAAAGACAGAGGAAAUUAUUGCUUAAAAAGCUCUUCUUCCUUUUUUCUUUUUCUUUUUCUUUUCUUUUAAAGAUUUCCUAGUUAUAAGCAAUGAACACAAACUGCCCUGGGUCCUUCUCAAGAAAAUUACAUCUUAUUUUCCUUAAAGCAAAGAGUUGUUGCAAUAAUACAUUUUAUACUGAAGGAGGAAGUGAAACGUGGCCCGGGGUUCAUUUCAUUUAAUGUGAACCACAUUAACAGCAGCUAUAUUUUGAGUUAGCACACAUAUAACUGGUAAUGGAAGUCACUCACCCACAGCUAUUGCACGCUGUACAGAUGUCAGGUGUUGCUUUUUUAAAACAUAUUACGUCAGCCAGUAGAUCAUCAUGUUUGUACAUACGACUAAAUGUACUGUAAGCUAUAACACUCAUCCCACAUGUACAGACACAGGCAUUAUUCCCUGUCCUGUACUUUCCUGUGUCCUUUUUCUUACUACUCCUGCUAUGUAACUGCUUCUAUGAUCAAUAAUGAUGCAUUGUAAGAUGUACUUGUCAAUUCUGACCCCUUGUAUGGCUGCAACUGUGACAGUUUUUUUAAUAAAAAAGAUUUCUUA
Pundamilia nyererei is the source of this 8386-nucleotide messenger RNA. Its product is annotated as chondroitin sulfate proteoglycan 4-like. The coding region runs from base 1 to 7506 and encodes 2501 amino acids. Gene Ontology annotation, biological process: anatomical structure morphogenesis. The record is from RefSeq and is a predicted model, not a curated record. The transcript has 21 exons. Lineage: Eukaryota; Metazoa; Chordata; Actinopteri; Cichliformes; Cichlidae.